GGGACACCAAGGCAAAUGCAUCCACGGAAUCUCACCAAGGUUUCUGAAUUCAUCCUUGAGGGUGUUUUUGACAACCCUCACCUCCAAGCAUUUGUCAUUAUAGCUACUGUUGUCCACCCACCACUUCACACCCCAAUCUACUUUUUCGUCUCCAACCUGGCCAUCCUUGACGUGGUAGGUGUCUCCUCAGUUCUGCCCAAGAUGUUGGAGAACCUGAUCCUGGGCAAGAACACCAUCUCCUUUGAGGGAUGUGUAGCACAGCUCUACACCUUCACUUUCUCAGGCUCAACAGAGCUUAUACUGUUAACAGUCAUGUCUUAUGACCGAUACCUGGCCAUCCGCCAGCCCCUUCACUACGUAACCAUGAUGAGCAAGGGGACCUGCAUCUCUUUAAUGGCUGGUGUCUGGGGAAUCGGUACCAUCAAUUCCCUCAUAAACACCCUUCUUGUGGCACAGCUGGACUUCUGUGGGCCAAAUUUAGUCCAAAAUUUCUUGUGUGAGAUACCCCCGGUCCUUGCCCUGUCCUGCAGCUCAACCUGUCUCAAGGAAAUCACAGUUUACAUGGCAGACAUCAUCCUGGGCAUGGGAAACUUCCUAUUGGUCACCCUCUCCUAUUGCCUCAUCAUCACCACCGUCCUGAAAAUCCAAGGCUCUGCAGGGAAGUGGAAAGCCUUCUCUACCUGCUCCUCACACCUUGCUAUUGUUGGCUUGUUCUACUCCACCAUCAUCUACACCUAUAUCCAGCCAACCAGCACUCCAUUAGAGAAGAAAAACAAAAGAGUGAGCAUUAUGUACACUCUGGUAACUCCCACUCUGAACGCUCUGAUCUACAGCCUGCGCAACAAAGUGAUCAAAGCGGCGUUCUGGAAAAGCGUACCAUUUCCCAAGACAAAUUAA
Molecule: messenger RNA, 897 nt
Organism: Nipponia nippon (crested ibis)
Lineage: Eukaryota; Metazoa; Chordata; Aves; Pelecaniformes; Threskiornithidae
Source: RefSeq, a predicted model, not a curated record